Molecule: messenger RNA, 2745 nt
Organism: Histoplasma capsulatum G186AR
Lineage: Eukaryota; Fungi; Ascomycota; Eurotiomycetes; Onygenales; Ajellomycetaceae
Exons: 3
Coding region: 1-2745 (914 amino acids)
Source: RefSeq, a predicted model, not a curated record
AUGGAGCCAUUGAACUCCAUAAUUGCUGAUGAGCCACAGUCAGUGAACGCAAAUGUUGAGGCCUCUCAAACCAACACUGAUGGGCUCGGCACACCUGCGCCAGACUCGAUAGGCCCAGACAAUGUGGUCAACAGUGUCUCUCAAACAGACAGCCGGUCCGAGAUCUGUGUUUCUCCCUCCUGGCAAACGGAUAGAGAGAGGAGGGAGAGAAAAAAGGAAUUAAAACGGAUCGCCAAGGAGAAGAAAGAGUUGGAACGGUCAUCGAAAUCCGAGCGAAGUUCAUUCAAUGAGCCACGACGGUUAACAAAAAAGCAACCUUCCAAGACACCCAGCAGAGCGUCGAGUAUCAAGAGCAUCCUUCCACGCUCGUCAACUGCUCCAUCAAUUUUGGGAUUUUGGUCCAAUAGCACAUCGAAGCCCAACUCUACUCGAGAAAAACAUGGCCUCGACGCGUCAACCCCUGAAGGAACUGGCAGGAAGCAGGAUGAUUCACCAGAACAUACAAAGCCUCUAUUUACCGGUCACCUGCCACAGCGUUUUGGAGGAAAAAUAACCCGAGACCCAGAAUAUGAUAAAACCUCGUCUCGUGCUUUCGAUUCGGACUCGUCACCAUCCACACCAGUGUCUCCUCCUGAUAAGCCAAGACGCCACCUUCAUAUGGCUAAGAAACAUACGGACUUACGUGCUGCAGCAAAGGCAUUUCAAUCUGCGGACAUCAUUUCCCCAAAUACUAAUACAGCACCUCCUAGAUCGUCCUGGAGUCAGGAGCUUACCCGCCGGCUAUCAAAUUCUAACGGAAGGAAGCUCCAACUUGUCGAGCCCCACGAGAAUAUUGGCCCCCCGGAUCCCUCAUCCAGUCAACAAGAUCAUGAAGCGUCUAAUCCUCAACACACUGAAAAUAAUGCAAACCGUUCAAGUGAACAGCAAGAAACGUCAUCAACUAUUUCGAUGAUAUCCCCUUCCAACCGUACACAAAAGACAACGUACAGGCCUACAGAGAGUCACCGUAAGCAUGGACGAAGUCAUUCAUGGAGUGAAAUAUUAACCUACUCUGAUCGGAUCGCCGGGGUCUCUCUAAAGCGCCGCGCUCAUGGUCGGGAAUCUUCUCAUAUAACAGUGAACGGGGACGUGGAAGAGUUCAAAACUAGUGGACCUUACGAAUCCAACUAUGGGCCCAGUGCGGCGUUCAGAAGCCAUGCUGCUCAAUCUGACCCUUCUCUCUCACCAGCUAGCUGGCUUGUCACACCUGAAAAUAUAGGCGCUGCUGGAGAUUUUCCGCAGGUGCAACCUGAAUCUUUUCCGAAUAUGACACCAACAGAACUACCGAUCGAUCCAAUUGAUACCCCAGAAACGGCAACGAUAACCGAUUCCCCCAACAUGGAGCUAGCGGUGAUUGCUCCUAGCUUGAGACAACGUGAAAACCCCAUGCGAAUACCACCAAAAAUAAUAAAUCGUGACGUCCCAUUUAAAUCCUCCCCAUUAGCCGGACCGCCUCUGAAUAACCAAGACGAAGAAAGUACUAUGGAAUCAGGGAAUAUACCUAACGAGGGAGGUGCUGGCGCCUCUUCCAAAUCAAACCAUGAAAAGUUAGGGUUCUCUUUCUCACGGAUCUUGAGACAUGGGAGCAAGAAAGAAAAGAAUUCGGCUGGCUUCAGUCGACGUUAUUCGAUGAAAGGUAAACUGGUAAACACAACUGGUAAGGCAAAACUACCAAAAGUGACGGUGUCCGGAUCAAAUGUGUUGCAGAAGCAACAAGAUACUUCCGAGUUGUCCAGCUUUGCGGGAUCCAAGCCAGAAAUUACAUCACGGCCUACCAGUGCAUCUUCCAGACAGCUUAACCUCUGCCCCCCAGCCAGCAAUGAUAUGUUAAACGACAUCAAAAUCCCUCCCAAGUCCCCCAAACGCAAUAGUGGAAUAUUCCCAACUCCAACCAAUACUCGCCCUAGCUCUGCCAGUGGCGUAGAAACUAUGAGCAUUUCGAGCAAUGGAACUGAGACACCAGGGAAAAAGAAACGCUCCAUCUCGAUAGACAUCAGCAAGAAUCACAUACCCCACGGCCCAGGGAAAGAGCGAUCUAUUCUUAAGCCUUCCUCUGGCCACGCAUCUCCUACCCUAUCUUCAAACAACCAGUCAACUACGAUAACCUCCUCAUUUCCCCCUACAAAGCAAGCGACUACUAAUUCAUUGACAUCCAGCGAUUCCCACCUCAAGGCCUCUGAACGACACCACCAAAUCCCAUCAGGGCCAACUUUCGACUCCCGCCCUGAUUCAUCCAGCAGGCGAAGCUUUGCCAGUAACUUUGGAAAUGGUCGGGUCUCAGUUCAACACCCUGCCCGGAGGGGGACACCUGUUGCCAAGAUGUUCGUGAUCUGCUGCCAGUGUAGAUACUGGCAUGACAUGCCAUCAGACGUCUAUGCUAAACUUGCCUUCCCCAACGGUCCCCCACCCAUCGAGCACAUGAUAACCGAUGAUAGCCACAGUCCGCACCAACAUCAGCACCCGAUGGCCAGCAGUGGGUUCGUUGCGCAUGGUGGAGGUAGCAGUAGUACCUUCACCGAAACAAGUUCAGGGGGAUCCAAUAAUGCACCAGAUAAUAAAUCGCCGCGAUGUUCCCGCCCCUCGUCCUCCAGCUCUUCGUCUUCGAAUAACUUCACAGUAACAUGCUGCUGGUGCGCACAUCGGAUGGUUAAAACUUGCUGUGCCGGAUGGACUACCAUUGUCUAUCUCCAUGAGCGACACCACUGA